ACAGAGGCUCGUGCAGUAACUGUAUUCUUAAUAAUCAUGAAUAUAAUUACUGCCCCCGUUACAAGUUUAUUGAACGGACUUGUGAUAAUCGCUGUGAAAAGAAAACUUCGAUUGAAAACCAAGUCCAGUAUAGCACUUGCGUGCUUAGCGACCACAGAUUGCUUCAUGGGCGUGAUUGGACAGCCUAUGUUUAUCGCCUUGAACAUAGUAGUUUUACAAGACGAGUCGUCUUAUACAUACUGCCUUAUAAAGCAACUAUCGAUCGCCGUUCUCACGGUAUUAGGCAGGGCGACGAACUUACACCUAGCCCUGAUGUAUCUAGACAGGUACAUUGCCAUAAAGCACCCGUACAGGUAUACAAAUAUGGUCACAGCAACUCGCCUUCUCUGUUCUUCCGCUUUUGUGUGGAUUGUGGCACUGCUCUCGACAGCAACUUCAUUCUUACCUAAAAAAUUACUUGCAAGCCAGUUAAGUAAUGUUAACGCGGUCAUUAUAUCGUCAGGUGUAGCCAUUAUUAUUUUCUGUCAAAUCGUGCUUUACUACGAAACUCGCCGUCACGAAAAACAAAUCGCUGCCAACCAAGUUUCAGAAGACAACAAGAGAAAAUUCUUAACGGAGAAGAAAGCGCUUAAGCUCACCACGACAGUUCUUUUCGUCUUGGUACUGACUUAUUUGCCUUUGAUGCUUGUUUUUAUACUUUAUAGAAUCUCCUUCAUAGCGUCGUUAAAUGCAGUACGUAUUUCUACUGCAAUAGGAAUCUUUCUGAUACUACUUAAUUCGCUUAUAAACCCAGUUAUUUACUGUAUUAGAACAAGACAAUUUCGGAUAGCUUUCAUUGAAAUACUCUUCGGAAAAAGU
Molecule: messenger RNA, 858 nt
Organism: Porites lobata
Lineage: Eukaryota; Metazoa; Cnidaria; Anthozoa; Scleractinia; Poritidae
Source: the annotation of a GenBank genome assembly